This is a messenger RNA of Oncorhynchus tshawytscha (Chinook salmon), 4951 nucleotides long. Its product is annotated as sodium-driven chloride bicarbonate exchanger. The record is from RefSeq and is a predicted model, not a curated record. The transcript is spliced from 26 exons. Gene Ontology annotation, cellular component: basolateral plasma membrane; plasma membrane. Gene Ontology annotation, biological process: monoatomic anion transport; regulation of intracellular pH; transmembrane transport. Gene Ontology annotation, molecular function: solute:inorganic anion antiporter activity; sodium:bicarbonate symporter activity; monoatomic anion transmembrane transporter activity. NCBI's taxonomy places the organism in Eukaryota, Metazoa, Chordata, Actinopteri, Salmoniformes, Salmonidae. The coding region runs from base 298 to 3567 and encodes 1089 amino acids.
UCAAAAGGUAGCCUACCAACAUCAUGGGCAAGAGAAGGGCCCCGGUAAUCUAUUCUGCCGCGUCACGACAAAGCAAAUAGGAUGCUCGUGGUUUGUUAGCAUGGAUAUAAUAUAAACUGCGCCCCUGUGAGGAAUAAUUAUCUGGCAGGGCUUCACGACUGCUAAACAUGUGACCAUAGCGUGUCAAUUCGUGGUUUCUUUGCACCGCACUUUUCAGACCUGACAGAAAUAGUGAAAAGAACAGUUGACUACCACCAUUCCAUACACACGGAUCCAUUAUUGUUCACGCAACAGAACAUGGACAUCAAGGACCAAGGAGCUCAAAUGGAACCGCUGCUGCCAACGGUGUCAACUCCUGGACGCAGAAGCGUGAGAAAUGAUGAAGAGGCUGUGGUGGACAGAGGUGGAACCCGGUCCAUGCUGAAAACCAACUUUGAAAAGGAGGAACUCGAAGGUCACAGGACACUCUACAUCGGGGUACAUGUCCCCCUGGGAAGGAAGAGCCAUCGCAGGCAUCGGCAUCAUGGACAUAGACACAGGAAGAGGAGCAGGGAGCGGGACUCUGGAGUGGAGGAUGGAAGAGAGUCUCCCACAUACAACACGCCAUCCCAGAGAGUGCAGUUCCUCCUGGGCACAGAGGAUGAUGACGAGGAGCACAUCCCCCAUGACCUCUUCACUGAGCUGGACGAGAUCUGCCUGAAAGACGGAGAGGAAGCAGAGUGGAGGGAAACCGCCAGGUGGCUGAAGUUUGAGGAGGAUGUGGAGGAUGGAGGGGAGCGCUGGAGUAAGCCCUACGUGGCCACGCUGUCCCUGCACAGCCUGUUCGAGCUGCGCAGCUGCAUCCUCAAUGGCGUCGUGCUGCUCGACAUGAGGGCCAACUCCGUGGAGGAGGUAGCAGACAUGGUGUUGGACCAGCAGGAGACCACAGGUCCACUGGGGGACGAGGUGAGGAGGAAGGUGAGAGAGACCCUCCUCAAAACGCACCAUCACCAGAACCAGAAGAAGUUGGCCAACCGCAUCCCCAUUGUCCGCUCCUUCGCUGACAUUGGCAAGAAGCAGUCCGAGCCCCACUCCAUGGACAAGAACGGUCAGGUGAUUUCUCCCCAGACCUCUCUGCCCGUCCCCAAUGAUGGCAAAGCUGAAGUGAGCAGAGAGAACAGCGCUGUGGACUUCAGUAAGAUAGACCUCCAUUUCAUGAAGAAGAUUCCCCCGGGAGCGGAAGCGUCCAACGUGUUGGUGGGCGAGGCGGAGUUCCUAGACAAACCUGUGGUGGCGUUCGUACGUCUCUCACCUGCGGUCAUGCUCAACGGGCUGGCUGAGGUCCCCAUCGUCACCAGGUUCUUGUUCAUUCUGCUGGGGCCUCUUGGGAAAGGGCCACAGUACCAUGAGAUUGGCCGAUCCAUUGCAACUCUCAUGACAGACGAGGUUUUCCAUGAUGUCGCCUACAAAGCGAAGGACCGCACUGAUCUGAUUGCUGGAAUCGAUGAGUUCCUUGACCAAGUGACUGUCCUGCCACCGGGGGAGUGGGAUCCCUCUAUAAGAAUAGAGCCACCAAAAAACGUACCGUCUCAAGAGAAGAGGAGGAGUGCAGCGCAGUGCGGCACAGACCCAGGGGAUGAAGAGGAGGAGGACGAGGGACAUGGGGGUCCGGAGCUGCAGCGGACAGGACGAUUCUGUGGUGGUCUCCUGUUGGACAUCAAACGCAAGGCGCCGCACUACCUGUCUGACUACACAGACGCUGUCAGCCUGCAGUGCUUGGCCUCCUUCCUCUUCCUGUACUGUGCAUGCAUGUCGCCUGUCAUCACGUUCGGGGGCCUACUAGGAGAGGCAACAGAAGGACGCAUAAGUGCAAUCGAAUCGCUUUUUGGCGCCUCAAUGACAGGAAUAGCCUAUUCCCUGUUUGCUGGCCAGCCACUCACCAUUUUGGGCAGCACAGGGCCUGUACUGGUGUUUGAGAAGAUAUUGUACAAAUUCUGCAAGGAGUAUGGAUUAUCCUACCUCUCACUGAGAACCUGUAUAGGGCUGUGGACAGCGUUCCUCUGCCUGGUCCUAGUGGCCACAGAUGCCAGCUCCCUGGUCUGUUACAUCACCCGCUUCACAGAGGAGGCCUUCGCCUCGCUCAUCUGCAUCAUCUUCAUCUACGAGGCAUUGGAGAAGCUCAUCCACCUGGGGGAACACUACCCCAUCAACAUGAACAACAACCUGGACAAACUCACACAGUACUCGUGUUCAUGUGUUGAACCUCCGGAUCCAAGCAAUGCCACCAUACAGUACUGGGAGCAGAACAACAUCACUGCUUCUGAGGUCUACUGGGAGGCACUCGAGGUUAAGGACUGCAUGGAGAAAAGAGGAGAGUUUGUGGGCAGUGCCUGUGGCCCUCACGGACCCUAUAUUCCAGAUGUUCUCUUCUGGUCCGUGGUUCUCUUCUUCUCCACUGUCUUCAUGUCAGCUUUCCUAAAGGAGUUCAAGUUCAGCCGUUACUUCCCCACCAAGUUGAGAGCUGUCAUCAGUGACUUUGCUGUGUUCAUCACCAUCUUUACCAUGGUCCUGGUGGACUAUGCCUUAGGGGUCCCAUCUCCAAAACUAAAAGUCCCCAGUGUGUUCAAGCCGACCAGAGAUGACCGUGGUUGGUUGAUCAGCCCGUUAGGCGGCAACCCUUGGUGGACCACCAUCGUGACAGUGAUCCCUGCUCUGCUCUGCACCAUCCUCAUCUUCAUGGACCAGCAGAUCACCGCGGUCAUCAUCAACAGGAAAGAGCACAAAUUAAAGAAAGGCUGCGGGUACCAUUUGGACUUGUUUGUGGUGGGUGUCAUGCUGGGGGUAUGUUCCAUCAUGGGUUUGCCCUGGUUCGUGGCUGCCACCGUUCUCUCCAUCUCCCACGUCAACAGUCUGAAGCUGGAGUCGGAGUGCUCGGCCCCCGGGGAACAACCCAAGUUCCUGGGCAUCCGCGAGCAGCGCUUCACUGGCCUCAUGAUCUUCCUACUCAUGGGCUGCUCGGUGUUCAUGACCUCUGUGCUCAAGUACAUUCCCAUGCCUGUGUUGUAUGGAGUAUUCCUGUACAUGGGAGCAUCUUCGCUCAGAGGAAUACAGUUAUUUGACCGUCUGAAGCUGUUUGGCAUGCCAGCCAAGCACCAGCCUGACUUCAUCUACCUGAGACACGUUCCCCUGCGGAAGGUCCAUCUCUUCACCAUCAUCCAGCUCAGCUGCCUGGUCAUGCUCUGGGUCAUCAAGACCUCCAAUUAUGCCAUCGUCUUCCCCAUGAUGGUGUUGGCGCUGGUGUUCAUUCGGAAAUUGAUGGAUUGCUUCUUCACCAAGAGAGAGAUGAGCUGGCUGGAUGAUCUAAUGCCAGAGAGUAAGAAGAAGAAACUGGAGGAUGCUGAAGAAGAGGAGGAGGAGCAAAGCAUUUUGGGAGAGGAAGAUGGAGUAGUGCAGGUGCCGUUAGAAGGAUAUCAAAAGAGUGAAUCCGCACUCAACAUCACUGAUGAAAUGUCCAGAGGCUCUUUUGGAAACACGUGGAAUGUCAACUCUGACAACUCUAAAAAAGAGCUAGACUCAAAAAGAUGCUGAAUCCCCCAAAGGUAAGAGUCUGAUCCCCGUGCCCUUGCUUGCUCAUCCUUAGUCUGUUUGGUCAGUUUUUUGAAGAAAAAAAAUGAAAAAAAAUAUUUUUAUCGUUGCAUGAUAUGAUGCAGGACAGGAAAAUGUCAAUUUUUUUAAAUUGAUCAUUUGGUUGAAACUAUAUGCUGCUUAUUUUGCAUUCUAACAAAUUGUCAAGUUACAUUAUAAUUCUUUUAGUUCAUCAACACUGAGAGUGCGCAGCUCUUAGGAACUGCCGGUGUUAGGCAAAGGUAAACAUUAUGGAUGCUAAGUCCAUUAACUUUCCACUGCUUGGAAUAUAAACCCAUGCAUAUGACAGGCAGUGGAGAGUAAACAUGCGCUCAGUUUAAAGUGACAUGACUGAGACAGCAAGGAUGUAAAGUGCAUGAAAGAUGCUAACUGUAUCAAUCAGUCUCUGCUAGCAUGCCAUUCAUCCUUUGACUGUAUGCCUCAGCCAAUGGCUGUGCAGGGCAGUUUGACAAGGAGCACUACAGUACAGCAUGCUAGCUGUAGGCUCCGAUAUGCAACAACUAGAGAGUGACUUAUUACUAGUACAUCUCUCCCGAGAACUGCUCUUUCAUGAACAUUGUCUGAGGUCUUGCCCAUCAGACCCCAUACCGCUCAGCUGCCUGGAACAUACAGUACAAUACUAUACAUGUGAGUGGAUUAGCAUGAGGUUACUAAAGCAUGUCAAAUAGGAACCUAAUGUUAAUGUAAAGCCCCUCCCAACUGAGACAUCAGUUGAUGAUACAUUUGGGGGCAGUUUCCCGGACACCGAUUAAGCCUAGUCCUGGACUAAAAAGCAUGCUCCAUGGAGAAUCUUCAUUGUUGCAGCUGGACAGCUGAUCGGUAUAAAGCUUACGUUCUGAAGCUGUAUACUUGGAAAGCACUAACAGCCAGUGUUUAUACCCACAGCUUAUCCAAGAACAGUGGUAGGAAAGAAAAGAAGAGAAGAAAGAUGAGGAAGGGCUGCUUCGACAGGGAGUCACGUUUAUGACGUUUCCCCCUUCACUGUGUUCUAAGCAAAUCAAUAUUGUGUGCCACAGUUUACCAUUCCUUUAUGUUUUGUCUUGUAAAUCUUUGUGUGUUCAAAAGCUUAAAACAGUCUCUUUUUUUAGUUGACGUCUCCAAAACUGUUCUUUGUGAGGCAACCUAAAGACAUUUAUUUAUUGUAUGUAUUUUGUAUGUUUUUGUAUUUUUUCCAGUAUCAUAAUAUUACAGCUGUUUGGAAGUUGAUAAAUUAUCCAACUAGAUAAACACUCCAUUUAAAAGUUUGUGCAAUACUGCAGUUAAAGACUAUGAAAGCAAGUAUAUAUAUAUACAGUGGGGCAAAAAAGUAUUUAGUCAGCCACCAAUU